This is a messenger RNA of Naegleria fowleri, 2085 nucleotides long. RefSeq lists its product as uncharacterized. The record is from RefSeq and is a predicted model, not a curated record. The transcript is spliced from 2 exons. Bases 1 to 2085 code for a protein of 694 amino acids. Lineage: Eukaryota; Heterolobosea; Eutetramitea; Acrasida; Naegleriidae.
AUGCUCACCACCCCAUCCAAAGCAAUUACUCUUCCACCCUCCUCAUCGGCAACGCCAUCCUCCUCGUGUUCUUCUCUUUCCAUUCAUCAGGAACAUCAAGAGGAAGGGGACAUGUUGCUGAGAAGAGUGGUUGCAUCUAAUUUUGUUGGAAACGGAACUCCACCUCCUUCUCCUUCCAACAGUAGCGAAAGUAAGAAAAAAAACAAGACCAGAAAAUUUACAUUCAACGUAAUGGACUCUCCAGCAGAAUCUUUUUCUUCGUCGGAUGGUCUUUCUUCAUCUCAACGAUUGGACAAGUUGAGGUCAUUGAGUAUUUCAAUGGAACAAGAUAAGGUUCAAGAGGUUGAACGAUUGAUCGUUGAUCAUUCUCCAAAAGGAACAAAUACGCAACCGAAAUCCAAGUCAUGUCCUGCAGAUUACGUGGUCAGCUUUGACAUGGGAGAAAGUCAAGGAGUUGUUUCCAGUCAUGUCUUAGACCCCUUGGAACAUGGCUUUGUACACAACAAUGAAAAGAGAAAAGAAUUAGCAGAAAAGCUGCUAUUGAAAUCACAGGGUUUGCAUUUCAAGCCCAUUUCCAAAUUUUUCAAGUCACAUAAGGGUGUUCGUGAGGAAUCUCUAUAUAAGCAUUCACAGCCCUCCCAAGAGACUCUAAAAAACGGGGAAAUUAUAGGGGGAGGAGUGAAUGACGUACUGAGCAAAACCAUUGAGGAAGAAAUUCAAGAAAAUGAAUGUUGCAAUUAUGAAGAGCUAUUAAGAAAAGGUUUCUAUCUUUAUUUGGGUGUUACAGCCGAUUUAAGUAUUCUAAAAAACACUUUUUUGAAAGAAAUUCCAGAUGAUUCCUGCAUGAAACUCGAUAACCAGGAGUGUGUUGAACCGUUUCGCUUAAACAUAGCACUUUCCAUUGAUUACGAAUUCAGAACAUCGUAUUUUUCUGUUGUUUCUCACGACUCCUUUUUGGUUAAGGGUUUUGUUGAAACUCUUUCUUCGUUUCCUACCAAUACAAACGAGCAGUUGAAAUUCAUUGAAAACGCGUUUGAGAAAGAUGAAUACAAUAACAUGAAAAUGAAACGCUUGUUCUCGAUGAAACGCCAAGAUUUCCCACCUUCUCAAUUUGUUUCUUGUGAUAACGAUAUUGAGCGGUCCAUAUUGCAUUUUGGGACAGUCCACGGACAAACAGCAGAAUGUGUAUUUGAAAGAAAAAACAACCAGGAACGAUGGCCCUUUAGUGAAAGUAUUAACAGAGUGAGAGCUGUGCUUAUAUGUAACGAUAAUCUUAGUAAUCAGUACAUUUCUCGUGGAAUGUGGCAACUGAUUCAUCUCUUUGAAAUUGAGGAUAUAUUGGAUUCCGAAGUGCAAGCUCCUCUUUCCUCCGUGAGGGAAGAGAAAUCGAUGAAUGCACCAGAAAUGGGCACCCAGACGACAGAAGAGAUAAUUUUAGGUGAGUCUUGUAGUGAGGAUUUACAAGAUGUGAGCAAUGCAAGUCCACACCAUCUUGACCCAAUGAUCGAAAAAGAAGUUCACAAGGAAACAACCUCCGAUCAAAGUGCACUUCAAGAGAGUGAAAAGACUGACUUGUUGUUGAAGAAUGCCAUGUGCGACCAGACCACAGUGGAAAAUCAUACAGAUACCUUUGAUUUACAAUCAACCUUAGAGUUGGUACCGUACAAUAUUGAUUGUUUUUCAGAAAACCUUGACCAAAAUUCAAAAGAGGAGCCCACAACUGAUAAUGAGACGUCGUUUAUACCAACAGAAGAGAAACAUUUGGAAAUGCCCGUAUCACCACCUCCAUUAAUGAUUGCCAAUAAGGAGGAUGAGCAAAACGAAGAAGAUUCAAUAGAGGUAUUGUCAAAAGAAAACGUUCCUGAGAUAAUUUCCCGCAGAACAGGAGACUCAUUUGAUGUUGACAGGAGCGACCAAAAAGAAGAGUCCUUUGAGGUUGGAAUCUCAAAAGAUAAGAAUGAGCAAGCUGAGGAUCGAGUGGAGUCACCCCACCCAACAAGCAAUAGUCAAAAGCAACACAAAGCUCCCAUUAAAAAGAAGAAAGGAAAUAGACGCUAUGUGAAACAUCCUACUCUUUUCAAGUAA